AUGGGAUAUGUGAUGGAGGCUGUAACAAGAAUCUUAAAGAAGGAACCUACAGGGAUGAGCAAUGAGACCGUCUUUGUGUCUGAGUUUGUGCUGCACUGUGAAAUCACUUCUGAAAUUAGAAGCAUUACAGUUGUUGCCUUGGCCAUAGUUUAUCUGGCAACCGUUUUUGGAAACUUUUUGGUCCUAUUAGUAAUAAUCCUGGACCACCAUCUCCACACUCCCAUGUUUUGUUUCAUUUUUGCCCUGGCUGUUAUAGACUUGCUAAACAACACUAAUAUCAUCCCUAAAAUGAUGGCCCUUCUUCUCUUUGACACUUCUCCAAUACCAUAUGGUGCCUGCUUGGUUCAGAUGUUCCUGGUCUUUUAUCUUGAGAUUGUAGAAGUCUUUCUCUUCACUCUCAUGGCGUAUGAUCGCUUUAUCGCUGUCAUUUACCCGUUGAGAUACCCUCAGCUUGUGACGGGCAGAACUGUGUGGGCAGGCAUUUUGUCAUGCAAUAUUAUCGCUGUCAUGCAAAUGACAGAAAAUUUAAAAUUUUUCACUGAACUUUCUUUUUGUCGUACUAAUGUCCUUCCUUACUGUUUCUGUGACUAUGCCACCAUGGUUCACAUUUCUUGCAAUGAAAAUACUAAAUAUUUAAGUUCUCUGUCAACAAACGCAAUUACAAAUGGUUGUGGUACUUUGAUAAUAAUCCUCAUAUCUUAUGGCAAGAUCGCCCAUGCAGCGCUUAAGAUUUCCUCGGCUGAAAGCAAGAAGAAAGUCUUUGAUGUCCUCGUCACACACCUGCUCGUGGUGUUGCUUUUUUAUUUACCACUGAUGACUGCUUUCAUUCUUCCUGGAUUAGGAGUAAAGCUGUCAACCGAAGCCUACAACACUCUGGUUGUAGUCGCUACUAUCCUUCCGCCAAUGAUCAAUCCCAUCAUCUACAGCUUUAGGAACAAGGAAAUGAAAAAUGCAAUAAAGAAAAUUUUCACUGGAAAGAGAAUGACUCUGGAAAUCAACAACCGUACAUAA
This is a messenger RNA of Polypterus senegalus (gray bichir), 1011 nucleotides long. RefSeq names its product olfactory receptor 13G1-like. Gene Ontology annotation, biological process: G protein-coupled receptor signaling pathway. Gene Ontology annotation, molecular function: olfactory receptor activity; G protein-coupled receptor activity. The transcript has 2 exons. Gene Ontology annotation, cellular component: membrane. Bases 1 to 1011 code for a protein of 336 amino acids. The record is from RefSeq and is a predicted model, not a curated record. NCBI's taxonomy places the organism in Eukaryota, Metazoa, Chordata, Cladistia, Polypteriformes, Polypteridae.